GGCUCGUAGCGUGAAGCAGCAUUGGAGUCACGACACACUUUGCGCUUCAGAGAUUACUUAGCUACGCCAAGAGAUGACGUCGAAUUUAUUGUUUGCCGCGAUGAGCCACAAGUAGAACUUCUGUGCAAGAACUACUUCCAAGACUACAACCUCCUCCUGUUCUUUAAGCUUCUGAGGAACCAACAACAACCACAUCACGCAACAACAAGAUGAGCAACGUCGGAGGUGGAGGUUCGUACGCCGUCUUAAAGCGGCGCCUGGCCGAGCUCCACUACACCGAGAGCUUUCCUCAGGCCGCGGCGCCCAUUGUGGAUCAUCUGCUACAGGACUUGCUGAAAAGCGUAGAGAGCUUUCAUUUGCUCAAGCAGCGGUAUGAGGAAACCGACGAAACCGUACGAGCGGUUGAGAGCCGCCUACGAGAGGCCGAGGACGCACGCGCCGAUGCCGAGCGGCAGGCGCGUGAGCAAGUGCGAACGCUGACUCAGCGAUACACUGACAGCGAAACAGACCUGCAACGGAAAUUAAGGCUCACGAUAAUUCAUCCUAACAGAGCGUCUCUCUUUGUUUCCUCCUUAGGAAGAAGUGAAGAGCAGUAUGUAUGCUUUGAUGUAUCUAUAGUAGUUAAGUAGCUCAAAUAAGUAUGAAUCUGGACGAUGAUGAUGAUGAUGAUGAUCGCGAGUUCUAAGAAAAAUGGUAGCGCUUGAAACGGAGCUGCGACAUGAGCGAACAUUGAAUUCACCAUCGAAAAGGAGGAAUGCUGAUGAUGCAUCUACUACAACACAUCUGACACGGCGAAUUGCAGAACUAGAGGCAGAAAACCAGAAAUUACAGGACAAUCUGUUAUGUCACGUUGUCGAUCUCAUUUUUCUCAUUCGCACUGAAAGUACUUAUACAGUAUUCCUAUUCGUAUUCAUUGAUUAUAUAAUAAAGACGAAGUGGAAUUGUCGGGUCUAGUUCCAACAUUUUCUUUGAUUAUUUAAAGAGGAAGUGGAAUUAUCGGGUCUAGUUCCAACAUUUUCAUUUUUUCAUUCUCUCCUUCCGCUUCCCGACACUGACGCUUAUCUAUUUUCCACUUUCAUAGCCCGAGACAGCGGGAGGCUCGUCAGCGUCGAAUAACGGUCAAUAUGUGGAGAACCUAAAGCGCGCACACAACAACCUGAAGCACGAUCUCGCAGCAAUGCAAACUCGCUACCAAAUGGCUAUUGAAAAAGAGGAGAAGUUGCAAGUUAUGACAUCAUGGAGGAGGUGUAGGUGGACUUGUCACUGAGUGGCAGUCACUUUUGUCUACGUAAGAAUUUAGGACAGUACCUGGCACAAGUUAGUUGCACCGUCGUCGUUUAACGAAGCUACUCUACACAGUAUAAAUCUACUUCACUGCGUGCUCGUUUCUGUAUCCAUUCGCGAUUGUUGAUGUAGUCCUCUCCGUUACCCUAUUAUUUUUUGGCAUCAUGUUCAUUCAUCCAAUGCCAAGGCGAGAAGCUCCUUCCCUUCUGCUUCUUUCAUCCCCUGCCAAGUCGACAAACUAACCGACCUAACCAAGGAACAUAGCGCAGUCGAAAAAGCAGUACUCGAGAAACACGCUGCACAUAAGCAGGCAGAAGUGGAAGCCUCACAGUUACGAUGAUGAAAGGGAAAAACAUAAAACAGUUCUAGUUGUAACAAGAAGUUGAUUGUUGUAACAAGUAGAUUGUGCCCUAUAAUUUCUAAUACAAGCCAAGGAAGCGCUGCGGCACGAACAGCUGGCGCAGGAGAAGACGAAGAUGGAGUUGUCGGAAGCACGUGAGCAGCUUGUUACCGUGAAAAAUCAAAGCAAGAUCUUGGAGUUGCGACUGGAAGCGGCCAUGAAGGUAUGAGACCUAGCAGAUGUUACUUAGAUAUUAGGUCAUGAGACGGUCAUGUUACUUAGAUACAGAAUAAAAUUUGGAAGAUAUUGAUUUUUACUAUCUCGGGUAAGGGAUCAGGUUAUUAUAAAUAACAUUUGAUUACUAGGUUAUUAGAAAUAUUAUAAUUUUUUAUAUCUACUCUCCUAGUUAGGACGCCUCUAAAAUUAUUACUAGGGUGUAGGAUCAGUGCUUCUGACUUCUCUAAUUUCUAGUCCAGUAGAGGACUUAACCGGAGAUGCGAAGGCAUUGGAGCUUCAGGAGACCAUUAGUCGAUUAUCAGACGAGGUAGCGCAGAGCAAUGCAGAGAAGGUGAACACGCGGACCCAACUUGCACUCAAAGCUGCUGAGAUCGAAGAAAAAGAUCAAGAAAUUAGACGUCUUAGAUUGCUAGAGCAUAGUUCCGCCAUGAGCACAACAAGUGUGAAGAAGCAACGCGAGGAACUAAGUGGCCAGGUGACAGAGCUGAUGAGCAAUCUAAACGAGAUGGCAACCGAGAAAGGAAGCAUGCAGAAGUACUUGUUUAUUACUUACUUUUCCCAAAUCCAAUGGUACAAGUACGACAGGUAAUGCUCUUCCGUAACUACACAGGCACAGUUUAUGUCUUCCUCUUCUCGUCACGCUUCACUUUCAUUAUAAGUAUAUUCCAGACAGGCAUAUUAUACCAAUCGAUAUCAUUAGAGAUGAAUAUUCCUGUCUAGUACUUAAAUGGUUACAUUCUCGAUUCUCGAUUCUGGUUAUUCUCGAUUCUCGAUUCUUUCAAUUUGUGAUCGUGUAUGUUGAAUGUCGUGGAUCACAUGUCCCACGACCAACUUUGAUUCUUCCUCUCAGGUACCUCGAGGACCGAUUGAUGGUCAUAGGCGCAAAGGACGCUGAGAUUCAGAGCAUGAGCUUCGAAAUCUCAGCUCUCAAAGCUGAAGUCGAGUCUCAGACAACCACCAUUGCUGAACUUAAGUUAUGACUGUGGAUGUUCUGGUAUAGGCAACCUUCUUUUUGAUUCGUUUUUGGUCCGUCCUGGAUGUUCUGGUUCUGGAGAAGAAGGGAGAAGAAGAACGUGACACAAGUCUCGAAAAAAUGGUUCUGGAUCCCUUGAAGAACUCCUGAGCACUUAUAUUUGAUGCACUGACUAUUCUAGGCGGCAAAUUCAAUAGACCGCUGCACAAGAAUAUAGAGUACCUACCUCUAACUUUGAGACAAGCCGCAUUGGAAUCAGAUGUCAGGAAACGACGAGAUGACGAGGCCUUAGUGAUACGAUCUGCCGAAAGUGAGGCAAAAUCGACACUGGCUACGACUAAGAGAACACUGCAAUUCUCGGAGGAAAGGGUCGCGCGACUAGAAGCUGAAUUUAUGCUAUAAGUAGACGAGGUCUUCCUUGUUGGAAUGCGAUAGCGUUUGUAUAUUUUAUAGAUACUUAGUUAAUAAUUCAAAAUACAGAAUCAGAUUGAUUAAUCCACCAUCGUCUAGAAAAACUGCAUUAUAGAUUUAAGUACUUAAAUACAUAACAAAUAAUCAAGGUAUCAUCUACUACCGCGUUACCACUUUAUAACUGCAUUUUAAGUACACAGAAGAUAUGCUCACCUUUCUUCUAACUAUGCGCAAACGCUCAAGAGCGAAGUCGAUAGUUGGAUCGAAAAGGUGAAGGAGACGAAGAGAGAGAAGGCUGACUUGGAGGAGAAGCUCGAGAGGGCUAUGCGAACGGGGAUGAGUACUGCUUUUCUUUGAUGUCGCUUUUGCUGAGUCAUUUAGUACAUUUAGAAGUGGAUGAAGUAGCUAGUAUUAUUUUUAGUUAUACUAAAGCUGCUGUAGAUAUAGUUCUCGACUGAACAAUUUCAAUUGCUGCUCACUGAACAAUUCCACUUGCUGCUAUAGUUCUCCACUGAAUAAUUCCACUUGCUGCUGUAGAUAUAGUUCUCCACUGAACAAUUCCACUUGCUGCUCACUGAACAAUUCCACUUGCUGCUAUAGGUAUAGUUCUCCACUGAAUUCCAACAACAUCAAAGGUAAAGAGUCCGAUAUCGUGCGCUUGGCCUCGGAAGCUAGCAAGACGCGAAAAGAAUAUGAGGUAGAGAAUACAGCUUUGAAGAUUGAGAUACAACGGGUUAGCAAGCGAAAUGUGGAGCUUACCGACGAACUCCAUGCAGAGAAAAAAUCUCUGGUCCAGCGUGUAGAAUCCUUCAACCACGAGAUGACCUCCAUUCAGCAAGAGGUUCUCACACUUUAUGAUUAUUAGUGAGGAAGACUUUAGCAGUUAGCAGGAUACUUGAGGAUACUUGUUGAUAGUUACCCUUUUCUCUUUUAUAUCUUUCUCAGGUCUGUCUCUUUUCUAGUUAGGUCUAUGGAGUAACACUAUGCCAAAAGCGAACAUAGAAAAGCGGUUUUUUGGCCAAAAAACGCACAUAAAGCCCAGGGAUCAGGUGGGCAAUAUUCGUCUCAAAAUGAAAAAUUUUCAUUCUGAGACGAAUUAUGUACAAAUAACGCAAAAAAAGCGCUUUUUUGUACUUUAUUCGUCUCAGAAUGAAAAUUUUCCAUUUUGAGACGAAUACUGCCCAACUGAUCCCGGGGCUUCCUGUACGUUUUUUGGCUAAAAAACCGCUUUUCUAUGUUCGCUUUUGGCAUGGUGUUAUUCCAUAGUUAGGUCGGCUCCACCACAAUUAUUAGUGAGGAAGACUUUCCUUAUUUUUUAGCUUACAAAGAGCUACUUUCCAUAUUUCAUGCCAUAUUAAUAUUUUUUAGCCCACAAAUAGCUACUAGUCCCCUGGCGGUGACCACGAGGACCAACUAAUUUCUACUGUUUACUUACCUUCUUGUCCCACGGCGAGUACUACUAGUGCUAUCCUUCUUGUCUCUUCAUUUUCUAGCCGAGCAAAACCAGGAAUUGGCAUCGAACCUGGAGGCCGCCCAGAAGGGCCUGCAGAGCAAGGAAGCAAGCCUGCAAGGGAUUCAGCGGCUGUGCGACGAACUGAAAAAACAGAAGGCCGCUCUCGAACAUUAUGCUGGCUCCACAUAAUAUAGUAUUAGUACAGCAUUGAUCAAUUUUUGAGUUUCUAUCAAUCUCGGAUCCUGAUCAGCAUUGAAGUGCUCUUAUAUAUGGUUAGUUUACUAAUAAUAAAGAAAAAGAUGAAUUUUUGAGAACCAAGUAGGAGCAUGCAUCACGACAAUCUCCAACGCCAACCUCCCCUUAACCACUGAUAAGUGAACAGGCCAACGCCUACCCCACUAAGCCAACUGUGCAGUUGGCCUGUUCACUUACCAACGCCGAAACCAUAACGGAUCUCUAUGGGGAAAGGACAAGAUGAUUUGCUGACAAGACAAUUUGCUGCAUUUGGUGCAGGAUCCAUAACCUAACCAUAACAGCGAGCUCUUUCUAAUUUCGAGAGAAAAAUGCCUUGGAAGAUCAAGCGCAGGAAGCGACAACGCUGAAGGAGCAAGUUGAGUUAGGCAGGACAGCAACAAAAUUGAAACUCGAUAACUUUGAGGAAGAACGCCUCGUCUUCGUGCGUGAACUAGACCGACUCAGGGAAGAGCUCAAGGAGGCAAGGCAAGUGGGAGGUACUUCUAUUAGUACUAGAGGAUGCAGCUAAGUAGACUGUAAGAUUAUCUUGGGUAGCUUGUGAUUUCUUGGUGGAUUUCGACGUCGACUAGACUUUUUCGAGUUAGAAAUGAAAAUAAUUAUUGAUGCAAUUCUAAUUGUUCUAGCACAGCACAUUAACGACCUCGUCUGAAAAAGUCUUUCCACUUUGUUCGCCGCACCAGACACAAAGGCCGCGUCAGAACAGCACCUAACUGCGGAGAGUGGCCAGUACAGGGCCAAAGUCGAGAGCCUGGAAACACAGGUUGCCGAGCUACAAGCGGAAAAGACACAGCUUACUGGUGUGAUGAUUAAGGCUCCUGAUAUUCAUUCAUCAUCACAUAGGACUAGUAGGAGCCUUCACAUCUCCUUCUCCAAUCAUGGUCUUCUUGUUGCACACCUCCAAUGCCAAUCAUGGUCGAAGCGACCCCUUUAGAGAAUAGGGGAAAAGGAAGGGAAAGGGGAGAGCUUUGUUGUUCUCAGUUCCCUUCUUGGUUUCUGAGGAUAUGACCUUAGGACUAGGAGCUCAAAGAAGUUAAAUAAAGCCUUAGGACUAGGAGCUCCAAGAAGUUAAAUAAAGUUGUAAGAUAAAGAUGAAUUUGGCUUAAAGUAAGAUAAAGAUGAAUUCGUCUUCGUGUGAGCGCUAAGGUGAAUUCCUUAGAGCAGACCCGAGAGCAGCUCGUGUCGCAGUUGCAGGAAACUCAGCGCGUGCUAGAUCUAGAACGCGACACAAGAGCGCGUAUGCUUCAGAAUACGAGUAACAAUUAAGGCGUGAUGUCAAUCACUAUCUCGCGUGGACUGUGCUCAUAACCCUUACUGCUUGUUGGGUACUACAUCAUCAACAUCACCACUAGCACCUGGCUCUGGUCACCUGGUCUGUGCUGAGUGCAUUCGCCUUAGAGCUAUCAAGAGGAUAGUGAGAGGGGAGAGAGACUCAACCGGGGAUAGUGAUUCACAACCUUUAAGAUAACGCACAAGCAGCAGCGGACAACGCGGCUCAAAUAGACUCAUUGAAAGAGGCACUGAAACAAAUCGACAUCGAGCGAGAUAAAAUACAAGCGCAGGCUGAUGAAAUUAUGGCGGACGUUGUUGCACAUGAAGGACCAUUCAUUUUCCCGAAAAGAACAUUUUUAUCUAGACUAGUCUCGAUAGAAGAAGACCCUUCACUUUUCUUGUAGUUAUUUUGUUUCACUAGAAGUUAUAAUCUUAUCAACUACUAUUAAGGGUAGGUUAAAGGUGCUUUUCUUACUGCUUUUUAUGCCUCUCCUAAGGGAGAAAGGCAUAAAAAGCGGGGUAAGCGAGCACCAAAAACCUACCUCUAAUACUAACUAACUUACAUCAACCCACUGCGGACGACGUUGUUGCACAUGAAGGACCAUUUUUUCAUUUUUUUCCCGAAAAGAACAUUUUUACAUCAACCCAUUUUCGCCCUUCCUCUUUCAUUCCAAAGUCCCAGGAGGUGCGUGUGCUUGUGCUGCAGCUCGACGAGGGAAAGAAGAUAGAGGCUGGUUUGCAGCAAGGAAUCGAGGAGCUGAGAAGAAAACUGGACAUUUCUCAAGGACAGUUGACAGACCGAGAAAGACAAUUAGAGGACCACGCACUACGACAAGCGGAUAUGCAACAACAACUUAUGGUUUCGUUUUUGAACAUGUUCUUGGUGCUUUUGUCUUCGAUGAAUAGCAAAAAUAUGACGACUAUAGUUGUAAUAGUUCUUCCUCUCUCAACAUAAGUAAUCAUCAUGAGGAUCUUCGCUAUUUCUGAGCAGAUGGUUCUUCAAGACUAGCUGUAGCGACCUCCCACUCACCGCGCCUGGGUAUUCCUAUUCCAACCCUCUUUUAAGUACUUACCACUAGACAUCUCUAGACAUCUCUCUUACCCUCUAGACAUCUCUCUUACCCUCUAGACAUCUCUCUUACCCUCUUCUAGACAUCUCUCUUACCCUCUAGACAUCUCUCUUACCCUCUAGACAUCUCUCGUUUUACCGUCGCCACCAUUUCUUUCAUACCAUUCGAGCAGCAGCGAGCGGACAUAAUAAAUUAUCGUCGGGACCUUGACACCUAUGCUGACGAUCUGAGUGUGAUGACGAAAGAAAACGGCGCCCUGUCUCAGGAGAUCGACCAGCUGCACAGGGACAAGGAACUUGCUGUUGCCGAGAGGAAUCAGUUUCAGGUUUGUGCGAUUGCUUUUUUAUAGUUUUGUUUUUUGGCGUUUAAACAUAAUUAUUCGAGAUGAGCUUUCCACUGCUAUAAACGUGUAACAAGAUCUUGCUGGCCUAGUCUUUGCCUCUUUCUGUGGAAAGAGUGAAGAACUAAUAAUUGUAGUGUUGAUCUUGAGAAAAUUGAGACUUACUUCUUGGAUGACUCAUCAAAACGCAGUCGCUCAUUUGCAUUCCUUGAGGGACAAUGAAUAGUACUUUCUAUCACCAGAAGUGAUCUUGAUAUUGUUGCAUAAAAACUUACUUCAAAAUCAAAUUCAAUGAAGCAAAAUAAUAUGGCUUUAAAAUCCACCUUGAUGAAGUACAACUUCUGUAGCUUCAUGAUGUACAACUGUAGCUGUACCUCCUUCUGUAGGUCUAUAAAUCAGCAGAAUUGUAGUUUCCCUCUAUUAAACACGUCGCUUAUUGUAUGCUUCCAGCAUUUCUGGUAUAGCCUGAAUUUGAUCAUAAGGAAAAACAAGAAGAGAACAACCUUUGUAAUCAAUAAAUUCAGGCUAGUACCAAAAACCGGAACCAUUCACUUACUCCAGGUCGCUCAACAGAAAGAUCUGCAGACUUUGAAGAUCACGGAGCUAGAGCGUGAUGACAUGGUCCAGCUAUAUAAAGAGAUGGUGGAAGAAUCGCAGAGGCAGCAGGCCGCUUUGAAAGAGCUCCGACUCGAAAAGGAUGAAGCUUUAUGGUGUCUCCUGUGUCAGGAAAAGGCUUAUUUUUUCUAGUCGUGCUCUUGUUACUAGGAGCUUUCUAGUACUAGCUUGUUCUAGUCGUGAAAGCUGUUGGUCGAUGAAGAAAUGAGUGCGUUUCAUUUAGACUAAUACAUUAAUAAUUCCUGCUCACCCUUCAUUGCAAAUAAUUCCUCACCCUAUAGGACCGAUUACAAAUAAUUCCUCACCCUUCAUUGCUCGGAAAGAAGAUCAGCGAUUACACGGCACGCAACAAAGCGCUCAUCGACGCAGAGGAAAAGGCACUGUCAGUUAUGAUCAUUGAUUAGCGUCAUAGAUGCGGAAGAGUGGCCCUCUACCGAUCUUUCGACGAGAAUCAAAUACACUAUGUCUAUUGAAACAGCGAGACAAGAAUGCAUGAAGAUGAAGAUGAUAGAGCUUUAAUCCAUCCACUGCAAGACAAGAAGGCAAGAAGUCUUCUUGAAGAAGAUGAAGAUUACUAUUAAAUAGCAUAGCUCUAACUCAUCUGCAAGACAAGAGGGGAUGAAUGUGGUUGCCCUGAAACAGCAAGUAAGCGAUCUUUGUGGCAGAUUAGAGACGCUGACGCAAGAGGCAGAAGACAAGCUACGAAGAGAGCGCGAAUUCGAGCAAGAACUUUUCGUACUCAGGCACCUGUAGUAGAAGUAGAGGUUGAUAAUAAAAAGCGUUGACACGACAAAUAACAAGCAGAAUUAUAUUGUUAACGGAGAUCAUGGUUUUAAGGAAUUCAUACACGAUCAUAUUGACGUACAAAAAUUUCCACUUUUUUUCGAUACCAAUAACACCAGGUUAGCGGUCAGGCAGUAAGGGAGGUGGAAACACGCCGCUUCAACAUAGAGCGGGACUUGGCUUCAGCAAGAGCCAACCAAGAUAGGCAAAUGGUCGAGUUAACACGGCUAAAGAACGAUCUGCAACAAGAAAAUUAUGCUCUAUACCCCAUGAUUGGGUACCUCCCUACUACUACUUCUACUAGACCAUUUCUCCCCCCGUAGAACCUCAGAGAACAUUCUUCCCGCUGUGCUCGUUUUGAUUAUCUAUUUUCCUAGUGCAGGAAUAGUUCGCUCUUUUUGAUUUAUCACCGUCUGGAAAUUCACACAUAUAGAUCAUCAUUUGAGCGCGCAUACUUUUUAUUCCUUGUUGAGCACUACAACUUGUCGUACUAUUGAAUCAAUAGAUAUAUCAUGUGGAUCACCAGUUGAACGGACAUGAUGAACAUCAUUUGGUCUCUCUUGGUCGUCAGGUCUAACCCUCAUGUGCGACGAUUUCAAUCUUCUCCAGUCUACCUCUUCACUCAUCAUAGUCUGUCUCUAAACCCCAGAGUUAACGAAGCUGGAGCGCAGUCGCAAUACGAAACUUGAAGGCUUGUUGGCAGAAUUUAGGCGCAAGGACCUCAGCGGAGGCGCACUGAGUGCCGGAGCAGGGGGCGACAGCAUGCUUGCGGGAGACGUUAGUCAGAUUACAACGGGAGGAAAGAGUGUACCUAUAGUAUACCAUAGUACCUACUCGAAAACUGAAAAUAACCGAGUUACUGACUGAAACCAGGGAGGUAGCUCUGACAGGGCUACUCUUCCUUGUUCAGUAUCUCGCUUAUUGUAAGUAGUUACUCGCUUAUUUCAGUUUUUCGAAUAACCUUAAAUCAUGUCUGAUACAUCUAUAGUGCUACAUCGAGCACCAAAUGAAACUUGUCAAAUCGAACGACUCGAUCUUCUCAGGUAACUUCUUACAUCUCAAUCGAAAUAACCGAAACCGAACUUCUUCUGCCAACAUCUCAAUCGAAACCAUCAUCUAGAUACAAUCUCAGGCCGUUCGAAAGAGGAAAAGAGAGGAAACUUCUUCCAUCCCAAUCUCAGGUAACCGGUGUCGUGGACAAGAGUUCCAUGUUGUCGAACAGCGUGCUAGGAAAAAGCGAAGAACUGCAGACACUGUACAAGACGUUGGACCAUCAGUACGCACUGAUCGGUGAGAUGGAUGCUGAAAACGUGCGUCUAGCAAGCGAGGUAGCUGAGUUGAAGAAAGCGAGCGCGUAAGUCUAAGUGGUAAAUGAGGUUACUUGCGGUAUCGGCAUGGGCAUGCCGAACAGGGACGAGAGGGAUGGGAGCUGGUCCAGCUCAGGACACUAUCACUAUGAAUUCUUUCUAUCUGUAUCUGACGUAGAUGUAAUGUGAAUAAUUGAAAUUGUUGUUCUGCAGCAUCAUUAUGCUAAAGGUUUUUAAUUAAAAAGAUGGGGGCCUUCUAUUCAGGGAAAGAAAAAUUCUGAAAGUGGCCCACGGUCUGGUCUGUUUUUUCAAUUAGAGCAAAAAACUGGGAGUACGGAAGUUGUAGAGAUAAAAGAUCGUGGUAAAUCCACACUGGAGAACUAGCCUAUGCUUUGCUCAGCAUCGAUUGCAAAGACCGUACAGUAAGAGGAGUCAAGAACCUUGCAUUGUGAGAAGAGAGAGGUUUUUUGAUACAUUGGGGUGGGUGUACAUAAAUGCGCUUGUUAUUUCAACAAAUACUUAUUUGAAUUUUAUUGGUAUAACCUAGACUUACGUAGAUCUUAGAUAAGCGUUGCCCUUGUUUGUAAACGACAAUAGAGCCAAUUGAAGAAGAUGUAUCUCAUCGUGACAUCGGAUGGGGGAAGAAAAAGAAUUUAUGCUUAUUCAAAAAAGACUUCGAUAAAAAUUCGCGAUAUGUUCUUAGCACAGCGACAUCAUCAUUUGACAUUAGUAGAUAUUGUUUUCGGACUCAAGACUAACGGCACACUCAGCGAACUGCUUCACUGAACUAAGGUAAGUGUCACCAGUUACGAUGGAUUCACUAGGAUAGGUAGAAGAGCAAAAAGAGUUUUUUUUUUCAUUCAGAUAGUAACUUAUUUCUUGGCCGAAACAGUAUUGGGAAGUUUGGCUUGGGGGGUCCGCCAAAGCGCGGUACCAAUUUCUGCAUCACAAGAAAUUCAAAAAAAAUAUCGCAUUCGCAAUUUGAAAAAUGAUCUAUCAUAUCUAUCAGGAAGUGGAGAUACAAUAGUGGGUGCUCGAAAGAUGCUGUAGUUUUUUUUGCUUCGAAAAAAGUCGAAGAACUAUGAAGAUGAACUUAUGUGGACACCAACACCAUCAAUUGCUGCGCCGAAGC
Amoebophrya sp. A25 is the source of this 11469-nucleotide messenger RNA. Lineage: Eukaryota; Dinophyceae; Syndiniales; Amoebophryaceae. The record is from the annotation of a GenBank genome assembly.